GUACCUGCACAAGUUAACACACCUGGAUUUGCAGCUGUACCAGUAUGAAUUCUACUCUGUCUGGGUCUUUCUGAUGGUGAGGUGAUAAUCAAUCAUCUAUAAUUCUCCUCCCCCCCAGUCAUUUAGAAACAUUCAGAAAUAAACCGGAUGCAAACAUUUAACCCGAGCCGCGUCUUUCCCUCCUUGCUGCAGGUUUGCAACUGUGCGAUGCUGGUGGUUGGUGUCGUCCUCAACAGUCUGGCUCUGUUUGUUUUCUGCCGGACCUCCACUCGCUCCUCGGCCUCUGUGGUUUACACCAUAAACCUGGCAGUCGCUGACCUGCUGGUGGCGCUGUCGCUGCCCGCCCGCAUCGCCCUGUACCACAGCGGCGGCAGCUGCGUGGCCUGCUCUUACGUCCACACCUUCAGCUACUUUGUCAACAUGUACUGCAGCAUCCUGUUUCUCACCAGUAUCUGCGUGGACCGAUACCUCGCUGUCGUCCACGCCGCCAGCACUCUGCAUCGAUGGAGGACAACCGGAGCAGCCAAGUGCGUCAGCGCCGGCGUCUGGUUCAUAGCAGUUGUGGUGACCUACUCUUUCCAGACCAGCGCUUUAAAUUUCAACUCCUCCUGUGUGAGCCUCCCCACCCACUUCUACCUCACCGUCCUGGAGUUCCUCCUCCCCAUGCUGGCCGUGGUGGGGUUCACCGUCCGCGUCGCCUGCUUCCUCUCCUCACGCCGCGGACUGAUUCCUCGGCACAGCAGGGCCAGGAGGAGUCGCGCCGUCCGGCUUCUGGCCGCCGUCCUGGUGGUUUUCACCAUUUGCUUCACGCCGUUCCACCUCCGCCAGGUGCUGGUCUACUUCCAGGUGAGGCUGGCAGGAGGAAGCGACGGGCAGCGUGGGGCGGGACACGUGCUGGCCUAUCACCUCACGGUGAGCCUGAGCAGCCUCAACAGCUGCCUGGAUCCGGUGGUGUACUGCUUUGUGACCGACAGCUUCAGGGGGAUGUGGAGGACGAGGAGAAGGACGGCGGCGGGGAGAGACUUGAAGGUUUCAAGCGGCGCAGAAGGGGAGCAGACUUCAGUCAAGAAAUGUCCGGGUACGGCCCUGGCGAUAGCUCACAGCGUGGCCGCACUCACCCUGAGCAGCACAGUGGCCUCUGCAGCCGACGUGGACCGGUCGGCGUAGAGAGAUGGAGCAUUCCUCACCAGAACCCGGGGAGAAAAACUCAUCCAAACUCAAAGAGAGAUCAAGCGGACGUCAUAAUCACCAUGGUUACAUGUUUUUAGGCUCAUUCGACACUAAAUGGUGCUUAUUCUAGUAUCAGCCAUUAUUUCAAAUAAACACCAAAGUUCCCCAGACGUUCACCACAUUAAAACAGUACAAAUAGAGCAUUUUCAUGAGUUUAGAGAGCGUCUAAUUAGAUCAAAGAUUACUUUUAAAAUAAUGUAAGUUAUCUGCAAAUAUCUUAACUGAGGCUGGAGCAGGAGAAUAAAGGUUGAAGUUUGAAAGGAAACUCAGAACCCAUCUACAUUAACUGGCACUAAUCCAUAAGAAAAUCCAUCUUUUGUCAAAUCAGUAAGAAAAAAAACCACAUGGUAACAAUCAUAAAUAUAUGCCAAAUUAAAAUAGAUGUAAAAACACACAAAGCAUAAAAUUAUGGAAAUAAAGUAAGAAAAAAA
This is a messenger RNA of Xiphophorus hellerii (green swordtail), 1661 nucleotides long. RefSeq names its product G-protein coupled receptor 20. The record is from RefSeq and is a predicted model, not a curated record. Gene Ontology annotation, molecular function: G protein-coupled receptor activity. Gene Ontology annotation, biological process: positive regulation of Rho protein signal transduction; phospholipase C-activating G protein-coupled receptor signaling pathway. Lineage: Eukaryota; Metazoa; Chordata; Actinopteri; Cyprinodontiformes; Poeciliidae. The transcript is spliced from 3 exons. Bases 148 to 1167 code for a protein of 339 amino acids. Gene Ontology annotation, cellular component: plasma membrane.